Impatiens glandulifera is the source of this 741-nucleotide messenger RNA. RefSeq names its product calcium-transporting ATPase 4, endoplasmic reticulum-type-like. Gene Ontology annotation, biological process: calcium ion transmembrane transport; intracellular calcium ion homeostasis. Gene Ontology annotation, molecular function: nucleotide binding; P-type calcium transporter activity. The transcript is spliced from 5 exons. The coding region runs from base 1 to 741 and encodes 246 amino acids. Lineage: Eukaryota; Viridiplantae; Streptophyta; Magnoliopsida; Ericales; Balsaminaceae. The record is from RefSeq and is a predicted model, not a curated record.
AUGGGUAGCACCAACUUUAAGUUCUCGUUCGAGAAAUGCACCAAUUAUUUCGAGAUUGCAGUUGCACUAGAAGUAGCUGCGAUCCCUGAAGGUUUACCAGCUGUCAUAACCACAUGUUUGGCCCUUGGGACCCGGAAGAUGGCUCAAAAGAUUGCACUUGUGUGGAAGUUGCCAAGUGUUGAAACCCUAGGAUGUACAAUAGUCAUCUGCUCGGAUAAAAUAGGUACUUCAACCACAAACCAGAUGUUUGUAUCAAAGCUCGUGGCCAUAGGUGAUAGAGCAAACGUUGUCCGGCCUUUUAAUGUAGAAGGGACUACAUAUAGACCUUUUGAUGGAAAAAUUCAACGAUGGCCUGUGCGAAGAAUAGAUCAUAAUCUUCAGAUGAUAGUCAAGAUUGUUGCUCUGUGCAAUGAUGCAGGAAUUGAAGAAAGUGGGAAUCAUUUUAUUGCAAAUGGAAUGCAUACCGAGGCAGCUCUGAAGGUGAUGGUUGAGAAAAUGGGACUUCUUGAUAGUAUGAAUGAUGGUUCAUCCUCAGUGAACGGUGGUUUACUUUGUUGCUGCAAUUCUUGGAAUAAACAUGAUCCACGGGUCACUACUCUUGAGUUUGACUGGGACAGAAAAUCUAUGGGAGUUAUUGUCAGUUCUACCUCAAGAGGAAGAAAGUCCUUGCUUGUGAAGGGUGCAGUGAACUUGUUGGAACGAAGUUCCUUCUUUCAACUACUAGACGGUUCUAUUGUCUGA